This is a messenger RNA of Thalassophryne amazonica, 4778 nucleotides long. RefSeq names its product junctophilin-3. Lineage: Eukaryota; Metazoa; Chordata; Actinopteri; Batrachoidiformes; Batrachoididae. Gene Ontology annotation, cellular component: junctional membrane complex; plasma membrane; endoplasmic reticulum membrane. Gene Ontology annotation, biological process: regulation of synaptic plasticity. The record is from RefSeq and is a predicted model, not a curated record.
AGGGGUAUUGGCUGGGGUGGAACAGUCCUGUAAUGAGCAGAUUUGAGAGAGAGGGAAUGAUAGAGCAAGAGGGAGAGAGAGAGAGAGAGAGAGAAAACAAAAAACAAGAGAGGACAGAUGACUUGGUGGAACUGGGCUACAAUAACAAUCCCGGAUGUGAGCGAGUGCUGAAAUGGAGGGGGGGAAAAGAUGAAUAAUUUUUUUAUCUCCUUCUUCACAACCUCAUCUUCAAGCGAGAGCGCCAUCAUUAGAUCACAGCAGAGUAAAGGAGAAGAGGAGAAAUAGAAGCAAUAAGAGGAGCAGAGGAGAUAUUCACGCUCCGUUAUGUCUUCCGAAGUGUGUUUGCGAGGUUGAGUCUGUGUCCGUAGCCACGGAUGUGUGGCUCUGAACAUGACUCGGAUCGCUCGUUUCCAGGCCACGCUAUAGGGAAAUAUCUUCAACUUCUCCGCUCUUGUGAUUUGUGUGGAUGGUGCACCGGCGCAGCAGCAGCAGCAUCCCUGUCCUGGAUCAGGCUCCAUUUAUGACGCGGUGAUGCUGUGAUGUUUGAUUGAGCUGAGCUCUGGUGCUACUGCUGCUGCUGUUGCUGUGGGCCGCGAGCAUUGCUAGGAAAGCCUAUAGGCCUCGCUCGUCUGGAGCGCCCCGCUGCACGGCCCAGGCAAUGGGCCGGUGAGCUCCCCGACUGCAUGGAGCAGGAAGCUGGAGGAGGAGAAAGAUGAGAAGCACCAUGAGCCUGCAUGCCCACGGGAAGUCUAACACAUCACAGCAUCAGUCCUCACUUCCGACCCAUCAGUGACGGGUAGAUUGCUUCUCAAUCAUAAGGUCUCUUUGAAAUUUUUGGGAUGAGGUACUGGAAUUUUACAUCCUGAUCUAACAGAAGAGGGAGAGGCAAGACCCUGCACCUCCAUGCUAUCAGCUCCAAACAAAGCCCCCUCCCUCGUUGCUCUUUCUAUUUGAACGAGACCCUUGAUUCUGCUUUUCUUGACAUUCUGAGUAUUUGCCUAAACCUGUUUCAUGCAUGUCCACUGGAGGCAGGUUUGACUUUGACGAUGGGGGGUCGUACUGCGGGGGGUGGGAGCAGGGCAAGGCCCACGGCCGAGGGGUCUGCACAGGGCCCCAGGGUCAGGGUGAGUAUGCGGGGGCCUGGAGCCAUGGCUUUGAGGUCCUUGGCGUCUACACGUGGCCCAGCGGUAACAGCUACCAGGGUACCUGGGCACAAGGCAAACGACACGGCAUUGGAGUGGAGCGUAAGGGCCGCUGGGAGUACAGAGGCGAGUGGACACAGGGCUUCAAAGGUCGCUAUGGGCAGCUGGAGAGCACGGCGAGCGGUGCCCGAUAUGAGGGGACAUGGAGCAACGGUCUGCAGGAUGGAUACGGCACUGAAACCUACUGCGAUGGAGGAACCUACCAAGGCCAAUGGCUGGCUGGAAUGCGUCAUGGCUACGGCGUGCGGCAGAGCGUGCCAUAUGGCAUGGCGGCAGUCAUCGUCUUCCCUCUGCGCACAUCCAUAAACUCCCUCCGCUCUGACCACAGCCACGGCCCUCCUGCUAUGCUGGAGGACGGCAUCACCCCCAUGCCCACAGACGGGGUGGUGGCCGGGCUGGCCGGGAGCCCGGUGGGCCGCGGAGGAUUUGCUCUCACAGCUCCAAGUGAGUCCGAACGUCAGAGGAAGAGAAAAGGCCGCUUCCGCCAGUCCAUCCUGAGUGGCCUGAAGCUACGUCGCUCUGAGUCAAAAAGUUCGCUGGCUAGUCAACUCAGCAAACAGAGCUCCUUCUGCAGUGAAGCUGGCAUGAGCACUGUCAGCUCCGCUGCAUCCGACAUCCACUCCAACGCCAGUGAAAGUGAACAGGGUGCACCUGUGGAUGCUACAGUCACCGAAAUGUAUGCAGGCGAGUGGCGGAGUGACCACAGGGCUGGCUGGGGUGUGAGUCGGCGCUCAGACGGGCUGCAUUAUGCGGGUGAAUGGGCAGGGAACAAAAGACAUGGCUACGGAUGCACCACGUUCCCUGAUGGCACAAAGGAGGAAGGCAAGUACAAACAGAAUGUGAUGGUGAGCGGCAAACGCAAAAACCUGAUUCCGCUGAGGGCGAGUAAGAUCCGAGAGAAGGUGGACAGGGCCGUUGAAGCUGCUGAAAAGGCUGCAGACAUCGCCAAGCAGAAAGCAGAGAUCGCCGUGUCGAGGAUGAGCCAUGCCCGUGGGAAGGCGGAGGCAGCUGAAGGAGUGGCACAGAAGGCCAUGGAAGAGUGUCGACUAGCCCGGAUUGCUGCCAAGGAGCUCUCACCAUCAUUUCACAUCUAUGGUAAUGGGCUUGAAUGUCAACGGGCCAAGCACCAGGAUGCCAAGGACAAAGAUCACGAGGUCAUCUCCACAGGAACAGACAGUCCGGAGCUGUGCACUCCCGACACCACACCGCCUGUAAUAACACCUGAUCUCAGCCCCGUGCUGAGUGUACCCGUCUCACCCCCACACAGCCCGCCCAAGCACAGCAAUCGUCUACGGAACGCUUGCUUCAUGCGCCAAAGUGCCGUGGAAGAUCAAGGCGGGGCCGAGAUCCAGGUGCUGGUGGAGGGGCGGGGAACUGAUUUGCCAAGGGGUGGUCCUAAUAAUUGGACUGAGGAUCUGUAUCCAGACCGAGGAGCCAGUAGCCGCUCGACCACGCCCUCCCUUCUGGAGGAACAGGAGGGCCAAAUUAAUGGCCACGAGCAAACCCCUUUGUCCAAUCACAAACCACGAGAAAAGUCUUUGUCCAAUCACAAGCCCCGUGAGCACUCUUCUGCCUACAGAGUGUGGGAGCAUUCCCUGUCCAAACAAAAGCCCUCCAAACACUUCUCUUCAAAUCACAAGUCAAGAGAGUACUCAUCGUCCAAUCACAAAACAUGGGAUCACUCUUCCACCAAUCACAAGGCCUGCGAGCAUGCUUCCAACUACAAGCCACAGGUACACAUUUUAUCCAAUCACAAAGCCUUGGAAUAUAAUAUGUCCAAUCACAAGACUUCUGAGCAUGCUUCUUCCAGUCACAAGCCCCAAGAUUAUAUCUCCUCUAAUCAUCAUGCAAAGGAACACGUCUCUUCCAGUUACAACCCUCGAGAGCAUGUCUACUCCAACCUACCCAAGCAGCACAACCACUCCAACCACAAGCUUAUUGAGCAUGCUUUAGUUGACCAAAGGCUCGACGGCCUCACCGGGGGCUGGACUGCUGAGAGUACCCUUAGGUGGAGCCCUGCUCACUCACGCCUCACAGAGCACGACGAGGAGAAGAUGAAUGACUAUACAGUCGACAUGAGACUCCAGUGUCCAGACUUGCAGAUGUCUCGGGGUUUGGGCCAGGAGUCCCCAGCCCCGAAAAAUAACAGGCUGCGAUCCCGAGGCCUUCGACCAGUAAGGGAGGGAUCCAUGGACUCUGUACAGAUGCUGGAAAACCUGAAUGUGGGGGCAGAGAUAGAGGAAUGGCCCCUGCACAGGGAUCUCACACUGUCUCCGCCCCUUACCUCUCAGCCCAUCAUACUGGAGCAGGAAGGAGAACAUCUCACCCUCAAAUCAAACUCAGGCUCCAGCUCUAUUCUGGUGGUUAUGGUCAUUUUACUCAACAUUGGAGUAGCCAUUCUUUUCAUUCACUUCUUUAUUUAAGCUUAUACAGGUACGAUCUACUAAGACUUAUUGAUAACUAUGGUAUAUUAUAUUAUUCCUGAUACUGAGAUGGACUUUCUGCCUGUUGCACUGGAACCCACAGCCCCACGUGACGGACACAAGUCAGCCUGUCUAUCGUUGCUACUGGUCUUUUCGCCUCUGUUGAAGCCUGAGUUUCUACAAGCGAACCAUUCCUUUUUGAAAUGUUUAUUUUGAGCUUGCAACCACAGACAAAGGUGAUUAAGAUAGUAAAGAGAGCAGCUUUAAGAUGGCGUGGUGUAAAAGGACGCACAUGCAUGCACCUGUACUGUUAUAAAGACUGGAGGUGGCACAGACAGUUCUGCCCAUUUUUCCACUCUAGAAAAGAAUAUAACGACUCUUUGUGUCCCGUUACCAUGACAACAUGCUAGCCAAGAGCAUGGCACACUCUCCAUGCCAAACCCUACAGUCCCUUCUGCCCUCUGCCUCUUUCCCCCUUUUGAACCCAUCCACCAAUCUCUAAACCCUAUUCGCACUAUGCCGCUACAGAACUAUGCUGCAAGAGUAGAUCCAUUUUAAAGGGCUCCGUCAUUCUUCUUUUCUGUUUAACUACAAAAGAAACGUGCACAGCUAUUGCAUGAGGCUGUGUGGUGUUUUAAAAUGCAUUUUCUAUCCCUUUAACAUCACUGUUCCAUCUUCAUUUGUACACGCUCGAUCUUGAUGAUCACGUCUCACAAUUCUUUGCACCCGCUGGCAGAGAUUUGGAUUCGGUCGCACCUUCACAUCCGACCAAAUCCGACUUCACGAACUGAACGUGAACGUGGUGGCACGUCUUUACAGCUUGGACGUGUGAGUCUAAUGUCAAAGAUCUUCCAGAAUUUAUUGUACGUGAAGUGAAAUUUUUACGUCGACUCUCCAACCUGACUUUCAACACACGUGCAUUCUUGACGAGACACAUUUGCACGCAGAAACACAUUUAGCGCUGACUUACUGAGGAAGGUUCAGCCUUGCCCCUUUGUACAGCCUUGAGACUGUUAUGUUAACCACUACUUCUAAUAUAUAUGUGUAUGUGUCAUUAUUAUUCUAGUUUGUUACUUUUUUGCAGUUUGCAAGACAGAGAGAAUGCUGAGUGCCUCGUAUUUAUUCAUUUUCCGUCUUAAUUUAUUAACCGCGC